Paramuricea clavata is the source of this 8635-nucleotide messenger RNA. The record is from the annotation of a GenBank genome assembly. Lineage: Eukaryota; Metazoa; Cnidaria; Anthozoa; Malacalcyonacea; Plexauridae.
AUGGCAUCGAGAAAGACGUCUCCAGCUCCAAGUAUGUUAAACAUUAAACAUAUGUUUUUAUGUAGGCUAUAUUAAUGAUAAAUUUUACUUUGACACAAACUGGUUCCCGCUCUGUUAAUGGCAUGCUGGAUAGGCAGAUAGCAGAGUACAAUUAUUCUCUCAGAAUAGCUCUUCAUAACAGGUCGAACAGGCUGGAUAAACAAAAUGAGAGCCCAUACCCUAGUCCUUGUCAAGAAUAUUCCUGUACACAGUUUGUACCUAUUUUUAUAUAUUUUUGAGAGUGGGGGCAGUGGCCCUCCCCCCCCCUGGCAGUGCCAGAACUUUGUAAGAACUGAAAAAUUGGUUUUGAAGAAAAUUAGUGGGUGGGCCCAUCCAGAUCCCACAACCCUCACCCCAAUACCACAAAAUCUCCAUUUUGUGAAAUAUCAUUCUUUUCUAUAGAAGCUGAAGUUUCAUCUCGAUCCAAUUCUCCAAUGCCUUCAGUGAGCAGCGAGCAAGCGUUUCUCGAGACAUAUUUUCUUGUGCUUAGUCAGUUUGGAUUUGAUAAAGCCAAAGAAUUGGCUGUAAGUGAAAAUCUGUUGCUUGCUGUAUGUUGGGGUCGCUUAGUGUUACACUGGGUUAAACCAUGUUACAUAUAAGUGUGACGUAGUGUUACAUGGUGUUACAUACUGUUGUUGCCAAUGUUACAUGUGUUUCAGUUCCCUUGAGGCUUGAACAUUUCUCACAAAUCCUAGAAUUUACCAAUGCAAAAUUCCUACUGUGAUCACAGAAACUUUGAUAGUGCAACUUUUCUAUGAAGCCUUAUUAGGUUCAUAAUUCAAAUAGAAAUUAUGUUGUGCUAAUUACACUCAAUAUACAGUAUGUUUCUUUUAUUCGAAUAACACAAUUUGAAUUCGAAUUACAUAGUUUGAAAACAAAUGCCAGAAUUCCUUUUUCAAAAGCCAGAACUCCGUUUUCAAAUGCCAAAACCUUGUUUUCAAAUGCCAGAACUCCCUUUUCAAAUGCCAAAACUGAGUUUUCAAAUGCCAGAACUACCAUUUCAAAAGCCAGAGCUCCCUUUUCAAAUGCCAAAACUCUGUUUUCAGAUGUUUGAACUACCUUUUCAAAAGCCAGAACUCCGUUUUCAAAUGCCAAAACUCUGUUUUCAAAUGCCAGAACUCCCUUUUCAAAAGCCAGAACUCCAUUUUCAAAUGCCAGAACUCUGUUUUCAAAUGCCAGAAGUCCAGAACUCCGUUUUCUAAUGCUAAAACUCCUUUUUGAAAUGCCAGAACUCUUUUUUUAAAUGCCAAAACUCAGUUUUCAAAUGCCAGAACUACCUUUUCAAAAGCCAGAGCUCCCUUUUCAAAUGCCAAAACUCAAUUUUUAAAUGCCAAAACUCAAUUUUUACAGCCAGAACACCCUUUUAGUAUUAGAGUAAAAUUGUCUGGUGUUUGACAGAGUAAAAUAAUAAAGUAGGGUGCAUUUACAAUGCCACUUAAAGGGAUAAUAUAUAUUUAUAUCCGGGUAGUUCUACCAUGCCUAGUAAUAGUAUGUAUUUUCUGGUAUUUCCUUGAUCAGGAAAAAGAGAGCAACUCAAAAAAAGGUUAUCUUGCUGUUAUCUCCCCAUGGUUUAUGUUGAUCAGCAGUCUGAGUGUUCUUGCUGAGGCCGAGAAGACAUAUUCGUCUUUCUCGUUUGUGGUGAAGAAACGAUUUAGAAAAGAUGUAAGGAGUGAAGAAAUAAAUAAGUAAUAAUAUCUAGAGUGUACCCGAGUAUGGGGUUUAUCGAGACUUUGCAAACAUUGUUGCAGAAACGUUUUUUCCUAGCCAUGUUUGUUGUGACUGGAUAGCAAAACAAUGACAAGACAAUGGAACAUUUUGAUCACUGGAUCAUGACUGGAUGGCAUGGAGAACAGUAGGUUUUUCAAAACAAUGAAAAGACAAUGAAACAUUCCGAUCACUGGAUCAUGACUGGAUGACAUGGAGAACAGUGGAAUUCUCAAAACAAUGAAAAGACAAUGAAACAUUCUGAUCACUAGAUCAUGACUGGAUGACAUAGAGAACAGUGGGAUUCUCAAAACAAUGACAAGACAAUGAAACAUUCUGAUCACUGGAUCAUGGCUGGAUGGCAUGGAGAACAGUAGGAUUUUCAAAACAAUGAAGAGACAAAGGAACGUUCCGAUCACUGAAACAGGAUUGUAUGGCAUAUUGUUAAUAUGCAAAUGUGCAAAGAACCGUCUAUCUAUUGUUUUUUAACUCUUUAUCGUGUUCUUAUUUUCUGUAUUUCAGUCCUUGAUUUCAUAUUAUCAUACAGUCGAAAGAGAGUUGGAAAAAUUAUGCGAAGUUUGUUCCGGCAGACAAAGCCAAGCAGCGGCUUUAAUGCCCGAAGUUAUAAGUUAUGGCCUGCUGGCAGAACUAUGUCGUCAUCUUAACCAGUUUGUACAGGCUAGACAAGAAUGCAUGAAACUGUAUCCUUAGUUGAUGUUCAGCAACUGGCCCCUGUAGCUCAGUUGCACCGGAAUCGCCGAGCCGCAGGUUCUUGCCAGAGGGUCGGUCCGAAAAAAAUCCAUCUACUGUUAGUCGCGUUGAACGAGAUGCCCAAAAAAUCUCGAUAUUUAACCAUUAAUACAACAAUAAAAAUAACGACAACAACAACAGCAGCAGCAGCAACAACAACAACAACAACAGCAGCAGCGACAGCAGCAGUAACAACAACAACCAACAGCAGCAAAAACAACAACAACAACAGCAACAACAACAACAGCAACAGCAACAACAACAACAACAACAACAACAACAGCAACAACAACAACAGCAGCAACAACAACAACAACAACAACAGCAGCAGCAACAACAACAACAGCAGCAACAACAACAACAACAGCAACAACAACAACAACAACAGCAGCAGCAACAACAACAACAACAGCAGGAGCAGCAACAACAACAACCAACAGCAGCAAAAACAACAACAGCAACAACAACAACAACAGCAGCAACAACAACAACAACAACAACAACAAAUUUUAUUUACCUACAUAUAUUGACAAUAAAAUUUUGGCAUGAAAGAAUAUUUAAAAGUGUAGAGGUACCGGCUUCCUAAUAACGUAAUUUAUUAGAAUGAUGUUAUCCUUAAGUCAUGCACAGCUAUGAAAACCUUGCUGCCACUGGGCUGAACGUAAACAUAUCUAAUGUUUCGGGUAUAAAUUACGCGGAGAUGGCGAAAUCUGUAGAAACAUUACGAAAUAAGUAUGGACAUUUUAACUGAAACCACGCUUCGAUGCUUGUAUUCUACAAGCACACUCACGCUCAAAGAAUGGAGGUUCAAUCUGAGCUUCUCUUGAGUGCCAUUGCUGUGUUUGAAUAGCUGGAGGGUUAGUGUCGUACCUCACUAUGCAACUAAUCACCCUCCAGCUAUUUAAAAACAGCAUUGACAUUCAAGGAAAGCUCAGAUUGAACCUCCACUCAUUGAGUGUGGUGAGCUUUUAGAAUACAGGCGUUAGACUGUCAGUGUCGUUCCUUACUAUGUGACUACUCACCCUCCAGCUAUUCAAAAACAGCACUGACAGUCAAGAGAAGCUCAGAUUGAACCUCCACUCUUUGAGUAUGAGUGAACUUUUAGAAUACAGGCGUUAGACUGUCAGUGUCGUUCCUUACUAUGUGACUAAUCACCCUCCAGCUAUUCAAAAACAGCAUUGACACUCGAGGGAAGCUCAGAUUGAACCUCCACUCUUUGAGUGUGAGUGAACUUUUAGAAUACAGGCGUUAGACUGUCAGUGUCAUUCCUUACUAUGUGACUGCUCACCCUCCAGCUAUUCAAAAACAGCACUGACACUCAAGGGAAGCUCAGAUUGAACCUCCACUCUUUAAGUGUGAGUGAGCUUUUAGAAUACAGGCGUUAGACUGUCAGUGUCAUACCUUACUAUGUGACUAUACUUACCCUCCAGCUAUUCAAAAACAGCAUUGACACUCAAGGGAAGCUCAGGUUGAACCUCCACUCUUUAAGUAUGAGUGAACUUUUAGAAUACAGGCGUUAGACUGUCAGUGUCAUUCCUUACUAUGUGACUGCUCACCCUCCAGCUAUUCAAAAACAGCAUUGACACUCAAGGGAAGCUCAGAUUGAACCUCCACUCUUUAAGUGUGAGUGAACUUUUAGAAUACAGGCGUUAGACUGUCAGUGUCAUACCUUACCAUGUGACUGCUCACCCUCCAGCUAUUCAAAAACAGCAUUGACACUCAAGAGAAGCUCAGAUUGAACCUCCACUCUUUAAGUAUGAGUGAACUUUUAGAAUACAGGCGUUAGACUGUCAGUGUCGUACCUUACUAUGUGACUAUACUUACCCUCCAGCUAUUCAAAAACAGCAUUGACACUCAAGAGAAGCUCAGAUUGAACCUCCACUCAUUGAGUAUGAGUGAACUUUUAGAAUACAGGCGUUAGACUGUCAGUGUCGUACCUUACUAUGUGACUGCUCACCCUCCAGCUAUUCAAAAACAGCAGUGACACUCAAGGAAUUAGAAAGCUCAGAUCGAACCUCCACUCAUUGAGUGUGGUGAGCUUUUACUACAGGCGUUAGUGUCGUUCCUUACUAUGUGACUGCUCACCCUCCAGCUAUUCAAGAACAGCACUGACACUGGAGGAAAGGUCAGAUUGAACCUCAGUCGACUCUUUGAGUGUGAGUGAGCUUUCAGAAUACAGGCGUUAAAGUUAAUGUUGUACUAUAGACGUUUUAAAGGCCGAAUUAUACCACACAACUUUUGCCUAAAACUGUCGCAUGCAACCAGCUUACAACUUGAGUUGUAUUGUGUACACGGGUAAAAAUGGAGAAAAUCAACAACUUGUUCCAGGUUGAUAUCAACAGGCAUGAACAAGGUUGUGGCGUUGUGCGGCCCACUAUGAACAGUAUUGUCAACAUGUUACAGCAUUGUUCAACUGUAACAACUUGGAACAACAUGGUUGACAACUUGUUCAUAGUUGGCUGCACAACAUUGUUCACGCCUGUCAAUAUCAACUUGGAACAACCUGUGCGUUUUUAGCCGUGUAAAUCAAGCACACGACUCGCAAAGACAACGUAGGUGAGUCGUGUGCUUGAUUUACACAAUGCAACUCAAGUUGUAAACAGGUUGCAUGCGACAAUUUUAGGCAAAAGUUUUGAAGUGUAAAUCGACCUUAAAACAAUUUUUUCCUAUUUUGUAGAAAUUCCAAGUUGUUUCACCAUCCAAUUUUGGACCCAAUUAAAUCUUCAUUCAGGUAUGAGAUAGACGUAACCAUAGACCUUGUUUAUACCAUUUGCAAACUAGUUCACUCAUACAGUAUGAGUAUGUAAUUGUAAUACUUGGUUUUCAUUAUAUGUGGUAGUCUUGUAUUUGUGGCAAAUAAACAGAAUUGAGAGAUGUGGUUUAAUGUUCUUACUUCUAUAAGUGUCGACAUCAGUGGCCAUUGCCACUCAGGAAAAUAUUCCGCAGAAAGAAAAUUUUCUAAAAUUUCAUUGGGCAAAUGGAGAAAUUUUCCGUCGGAAAAAAUUUCGAAGUUGAAAAUUUUUCAACUUAACAAAGGCCCAUCUCUGAAGUUGCCCAUCAUCUGCUGUCCUGGAACGCUUGCUGGCAACCAUCAAAUAUGUGUACGCAAUGUGUUUUAGUGUUGAAAUGGACUUGCUCCUUCACAUAUUGCAAGCUCAGUGUGAUUUGGCAGAUUGGAAGUUUCUUCCCUCGUUAUUACAUCUUCACGAAAGCAAAGGCAAACUUUUCUCCUGGAAUAAAGUGUUACCCGCAUCUUCUGUCAAAGACGUAAGCUGCUUUAUGUUAAAUGAAACUUCAUGUUAACUUUUACGCGUCUUGGGAGAAAGAAUAGUUUAGAACUGAUACAGCUAUCCAGUAUAAAUAAAGUUAGUUUAGUUUAGGUUUCCUUCUGUAGUAUAACACUGGAUCAAUAAGAGAUGAUCCUUACUGGACCUCUAGGAAGAACAGUUUAGAACUGAUAGAGCUAUCCAGUAUAAAUAAAGUUAGUUUAGUUUAGGUUUCCUUCUGUAGUAUAACACUGGAUCAAUAAGAGAUGAUCCUUACUGGACCUCUAGGAAGAACAGUUUAGAACUGAUAGAGCUAUCCAGUAUAAAUAAAGUUAGUUUAGUUUAGGUUUCCUUCUGUAGUAUAACACUGGAUCAAUAAGAGAUGAUCCUUACUGGACCUCUAGGAAGAACAGUUCAGAACUGAUACAACUAUCUAGUAUAAAUAAAGUUAGUUUAGUUUAGGUUUCUUCCUGUAGUAACAUUGGAUCAAUAAGAGAUGAUUCUUACUGGACCUCUAGGAAGAAGACAGUUUAGAACUGAUAGAGCUAUCCAGUUUAAAUAAAUUUCGUUGUUUUUUUUCUUCAGUCAAUUACAGGUUCUCUGACUGUAAAGAAAAGAUUUGGCGGCGGAUCCAGAAAACAAAUUGAAGUACCACUGCUGUUCCAGUGGCUGGCAAAAUUUCAUGCCACACUCGUCUCCAAGUUUUCGUUGUAUUUUCACGCAACACUCAGCGAACAAUCAACUCAGUCAGACAUGAAGAAUCUUACAGCCAAGGCGAACAUCGAUUAUGUCAACAAGUAGGUUUGGGCAACAACUAUUACAAUAGCAAUAGCAAUACCAUCACCAUCAAUGACAGCAUAGAACCACAACGACACCAACAACACCAAUAACAACAACAACAACAACAGUAACAACAACAACAACAACAACAACAACAACAGUAACAACAACAACAACACUGCAAUAGAGACAAUAACAAUAACAACAACAACAACAACAACAACACAGCAAUAGAGACAAUAACAAUAACAACAACAACAACAACAACACUGCAAUAGAGACAAUAACAACAACAACAACAACAACAACAACACUGCAAUAGAGACAAUAACAACAACAACAACAACAACACUGCAAUAGAGACAAUAACAAUAACAACAACAACAACAACACUGCAAUAGCGACAAGAACAACAACAGUGAUAUCGACGACGACGACGACGACGACAACAACAACAACAGCAACAACAACAACAACAACAACAACAACAACAACAACAACAACAACAACAACAACAACAACAACAACAACAACACUGCAAUAGAGACAAUAACAAUAACAACAACAACAACAACACUGCAAUAGAGACAAUAACAAUAACAACAACAACAACACUGCAAUAGAGACAAUAACAAUAACAACAACAACAACAGCACUGCAAUAGCGACAAGAACAACAACAGUGAUAUCGACGACGACGACAACAACAACAGCAGCAACAACAACGACGACGACGACGACCACGACGACAACCAUAACCAACAACAACAGCAGAGACAACAAAAACAACAAUAACAUUAACAUUAACAGCACAAACAACAACAACCAUCUCCACUAUCGAGAACAACAAUAAUUACACUAUUUAUUCUUUCUUCAGGAUUGCGACGUUUCACAAACGUGCCGACUCUUCUUAUAUUUGUCUGAUGUUGGAUACACGUGGUCUGGCCGAGUCAUACAAAGGGCCUGGGUACCAUCUUCCUCAUGUCAAGAUCGAUAUGCCUACUGGGAUACAUUCAUACCCUGCUAUAUUCAGCUACCCGAGUGUAAGUUGAUGUGAUGACAAUGAAAACAUUCUGUUCACUGGAUCAUGACUGGAUGGCAUGAAGUGGGAUUUUCAAAACAAUGAAAAGACAAUGGAACUGGAUGGCAUGGAGAUUUUCAAAUCAAAUCUAUUUUUAUGCUAAGUGUUAUAUCAGAACCCAUUCCAAUAAUAUUUUAUGUUACUGUUUAGGAAUGCCCCAACAAACACUGGCCAUCGAUGGUUUCACUGAUUCAAGAUCGAGAAGAUUGUUUAGGCCAAGAAAAAAUUGUAUAUUUCUUUGACGACAGAGCUCAGACAACGUAUUUCCUCGCGAAAGCUGACAUACGGAUCACAUUGGUCGCUAUAUUCAAAGGAAAGAAAAACGAGCGGGAUUCUUAUGUCGUUAAUUUUUUUCAAGGCAGGUUCUUGACUUUUUUGAAUUAUUCUAACAAAGUAUUCUAACGAUAUAAUGUGAAACGAGUCUAUUCCAAAAUUAUGUUGGUGGUGUUGUUGUUGUUGUUGUUGCUGCUGUUGUUGUUGUCGUUGUUGUUGCUGCUGCUGCUGUCGUUGUUGUUGUCGUUGUCGUUGUUGUUGCUGCUGCUGCUGCUGCUGUUGUUGUUGUUGUUGUUGUUGUUGUUGUUGUUGUUGUUGUUGUUGUUGUUGUCGUCGUUGUUGCUGCUGGUGUUGUUGUUGUUGUUGUUGUUGUUGUUGUUGUUGUUGUUGUUGUUGUUGGUGUUGUUGCUGCUGCUGUUGUUGUUGUUGUUGUUGUUGCUGCUGCGGCUGCUGCUGUUGUUGUUGUUGUUGUUGUUGUUGUUGUUGUCGUCGUUGUCGCUGCUGGUGUUGUUGUUGUUGUUGCUGUUGUUGUUGUUGCUGCUGCUGCUGUUGUUGUUGUUGUUGUUGUCGUCGCUGUUGUUGUUGUCGCUGUUGUUGUCGCUGUUGUCGCUGUUGUUGUUGUUGUUGUUGUUGUUGUUGUCGUCGUCGCUGUUGUCGUUGUUGGUGUUGUUGUUGCUGCUGAUGUUUUUCUUGUUCUUGUUGUCGUCGCUGUUGUUGUUGCUGUUGUUGUUGUUCGUUACUAG